CUCCUUCUCUUCCUCCUCCUCCUCCUCCUCCUCCUCAGCCUGAUCCUGUAUCUUCCUCAUCGCUUGCAGCUCCUUCAUCUGUCCGAAAGCGAUACCUAAAUAACGCUCAAAGUCCAGUUUCUGCUUCGUGCGACACCGUCAAUGGCCUUCCGCGUUCUGCGCUGCCGCGAACUUCUCGAUGAGAUCUUCAGCUACUUUGCCGUGCAGCCCACCUCUACCGGCGACUACGACGAGAAAGCCGCUACCAAGAACAAAUGGAACGCGACCUUAAUUGACGCCGCGCUGGCUGGGAGAGCUCUGUACGAGCCUGCGCUCGACGUUCUCUGGAGCCACUUGGACCACCUCGACCCGCUCCUCCUGGUGCUGGGCGUAUGGAAGCGUAGGGAUCCGAAGCCGCUGCGGAAGAAGAGGAAGACUCUCGUCGCUGUCUGCCCGAUCUACGUCAUGCGCGACGGGUUCUGUCCUGACCGGUUCGCUCGGUUCCAGCAUCACGCGCGGCGCAUCCUCUCCACCAACGGGCUCAACCGCUCGCCCGUCGACAUCCUCGUCUGGCGCGCGCUCUCGGCAGCGAACGGCGGGAAGCCGCUCCUCCCCCGCCUGCGCCGCGCGGUCUGGUACGUCGACUCGGCGUUCGACGUGGAUCUCUUGCUCCUCAUCCCGCGUACGCUGCGCUACCUCGACGUGCAGCACUGGGACGAGGUGUACGGCCCGCAGUUCGAGAUGUCGACGAAGACGAAGUGCAAGUACAAGCGGAUCCUGACGGCGCGCGACCAGCUGACGGACUACAUGCUCGUGCGGAUCCAAGAGGCCGCGCCGGACCUGACACAGAUCCGCAUAUGCACGCCGAGGUUCGAGUCGCUGGUCGUCCUCUCGUGGUGCCGCAGCCUUGCCCAUCUGACGCUCAAGACUCGCCGCGAGUUCGCCCUUCCAGGCGGUGACUACAAGGCCCCGUUCCUCGUACUGCAGUCCCUCGAUGUCUCUGCGCCUGUCGGCUCCGUCAAGGCUCUACUGGCCUCUCUGCGCUGUCCCAAACUCCGGCACGUCUCUCUCAGGCCGCACAACCCAUGCACCUUGGACGACCUGAAGGGCUGUCUCAUGAUCUUGGUCGACACAUUCGGAGACAUACUCGAGGGCGUGGCAGUGGCGGCCUGGCCGCAGACCUCCCGCGAACAGCGCUCCAAGGUCGCCGUGCCCUUCGCUGCUGCUGUGCUGUCUGUGCUGUCCAGGAUGCAAUCUCUCCGGUCUGUCGCGCUCUCUGGUGCUACGGCUUUCUGGACAAGCGGCUUCGCCCUCGACGGAAUCCUCAAGGCCUGGCCUGCUCUGCGCUCGCUGAAGAUCACUCUUCUCUCGGAACUGCCCUCGGACUACCCCAGGUACCUGCCGAUCCCUGUGCCGACGAUCACCGACGACGACCUGAUGUCCCUGCCCGCCCCGACCAUCCCGGGCCUACUUGAGAUCUCCAAGCUGUGCUCUGAUCUGCGCGUCCUGGAGCUGCCCGUGGUCGAUGCGUUGUAUCUGCCGAGUGCGCGCGCGGCCGUGCGUCUCAAACUGGACCACGUGAAGUUCAGAACGGUGAGGAGGCGCAAGUCCGUAUGCGACGACUGCGUGUGGGACGCGCUUGACGACAUCUGCCUCGAUACAGAGGUGGCCCAUUGGCUUUACCUGCUAGACGAGCUGAUCGAGGACGUUCCUAAUACAGGGCGGGAGCCGUUCGCGCUAAUCACGGUCAAUUGAGUCCAACGUGAUAGGACUCGCUUGGUACAUAGCUAGUCUACCUACAAUUCCUCACUGUGUAUUUCUCGUUCCUUUGUGUUCUCGAUGUGUAGUACACGCCUUCUCCCCUCCUGUGACACCCCUGUCCCAUAUGUAGUUAAAUCGAAAUUGUGAGCG
Messenger RNA from Fomitopsis serialis, 1890 nucleotides. RefSeq lists its product as uncharacterized. Lineage: Eukaryota; Fungi; Basidiomycota; Agaricomycetes; Polyporales; Fomitopsidaceae. The record is from RefSeq and is a predicted model, not a curated record. The coding region runs from base 142 to 1734 and encodes 530 amino acids. The transcript has 3 exons.